Messenger RNA from Orbicella faveolata, 2007 nucleotides. RefSeq lists its product as uncharacterized. Gene Ontology annotation, cellular component: plasma membrane. Gene Ontology annotation, molecular function: methyltransferase activity. NCBI's taxonomy places the organism in Eukaryota, Metazoa, Cnidaria, Anthozoa, Scleractinia, Merulinidae. The record is from RefSeq and is a predicted model, not a curated record. Gene Ontology annotation, biological process: lipid biosynthetic process; DIM/DIP cell wall layer assembly.
UUGCAUGGCUGCUGGACACGUGAGUGAAUUCGCUUGUGACGAAACCGCGCCACAAAGCUAAGGUGGGCGCUCUCUAACAAAAAAAAGAAACACUAAGCAUAAACAAACCCGAGAAAACACGCAACAACUACAGCAUUUAUUACAACAAUUAUACUAAAAUAACAUUAUACUUUAAAUAGGGUCACUACCAAUAAUACAAUAAGCUAAAUAGUUAACCUUAAUUUAUUUACACGAAUACAACAAACAAGCUAAAUACUUCAGCACACUUAAUCCAUUCACAAGAAAAUUCCUUAAAAAAAGUAAGCGUUUCAGUAGUUCAGUUCAGUUCACCCUGCGCGCGUCUGAAGUCCUUGUCCUUGAACUUGACCCCAACAACGUUCCACCAACACGUGACACACACAACGAACCAAACUCCCGUUUAUUACUCCCACUUUUCAAGUUACUUCUUCCGGUUACGUCUUCACGCAGUCAUGUAUACUGCAACUUUUCUUCUCCGGUUUACUCCAGCUGUUCGGUUUACAACGGACUACUUCGAUAGAACUUUACGCUUGUCCUUCGAUUACUUCGACCAGCUAUUUAGCACUCGCGUUCCCCGGAAAAUGGCUCCUUGUCAUGAAUUUAGGAAUGGUUUACUGAUGGCUUCUCGGUAAUAAAAAUGUGCUUCCGGACGUGUUCCUGCCACUCUCUAACCUCGCUCGUAACUACACUUCAACCUUCUUCUUCUACACACAGAAAAACCUCACAACACGUAUCACCCCAAAACCCUAAAUAUGCAAACGCAAGGUGUAAAAUGAGAGAAAAGGAAAGAAAACUAUUGAAUUUAGAUUGAUUACAAGGGCAUAGAACAGAACUGGUUACGCAAUAAAAGAAUAUAGGUUACGUAAUAGGUGCUACAGAAUAAUACAAUUUUAAACGCUAAUCCUAUGGGAAGUAAUUAAGCAGUUAGUUCAUGAAUAAGAUCACACCUUAAUAAUUUUAAUUCUAAAUACUAAGCUUUCCAUGACAACGCUCUAUAUGGUGUAUUGAUGUUAGCGGGGAAAAACCGCAGGGGAGCGCGAAAAUAUAAGGCGUUAUGAUAGCUUUUUGUUUUCCUUUCUUUUCAGUAAAAUUCGUUUCGGAACAUGGAUUGCAAAAUUGAAGAUAAGACGUAUUACCCGGGACUGGCAGAACAAGUUAAAGAGGAACUAUCCCAGAAUGACAAAAACAGAUUUGUUCCAAUGGAAGAAAGGCGAGACACCUCUGUGCUAUCAGUUGAUGUUCUUCGGAACUUGUGUCAUGGAAAAUACAUGACGUUCUGGCGUGGCGUGCCAAUCAUGAAAGAUCCCUUAUCUCUGACAGCAAGCCAGCAGUUACUAUGGAAACUCAAACCUCAAACAGUAUUUGAGUUUGGCGCCUACAAGGGAGGCUCAGCUCUGUGGAUGGCGGACAUGUUAAAACUGUUUGGUUGCAAGUCACGUGUGAUAUCCAUCGACAUCAACCUUUCCAUGCUGGAUGCUUUGCCUAAAGCGUCCCCGGAUGUGGAGUUCAUUGAGGGAGACUUGUUUUAUGUGGAAAAAUUUUUUCCAGCAGACUUUCUGAAGGUAAAUUAGUAACCGCAGAGUUGGUACCUACUUGAAAUCUUCUAACUAAGGUUAUUGUAGUUCCCUUAAAAUUAAUCACUUUCCUCAAGCUGAAAAACAAAUUCGCAAGGUUUAGGUAUCUUCAAAGCAAAUUCUUAUUUUGUAUCUUUAGCAUGAUUGACUGACUGAUUGACCUUUUAUGUAAAUUCAAGUCGCUCUGUUUGAAUGUCGAUGUCGAUGAUAACUUUAAUGCAAUUUUGAUUAUUCCCGUUCAAAACAACUCUUUUUACAAUCGAACCUCUCCACAACGGCCACUUUGGGGACAGAGAAAAGUGGCCGUUACGGGGAGGUAGGGGUUUAACUUGACACCUGUUUUUUCAGGAUGCGGCAUUUCGUUUCUAAAAAAUGCUUAUUUUAGCAUAUAAAUACUUACCACAAUCAAAAUAUA